GUAGCUUGCUUAUACUCGAUUCAAAUCGCAAAAGCCUUAUUAACAACAUAUCAUUUCAAAAGCAAAAUGCAGGCUGUUCUUAGCAUCGCUGUUCCUCCCCUUCUCCCUUCAACACUUUCCAAUAAUAACCCUUCUCAGUUCCCUUUGAUCUCAUUUAGUUCUCACUGCUCUCGUCGCUCGGCCAUCAAAGCAACCGCCUCGGUCGUCUACGACGCAUCGAUCGUCGAUUAUAGUUCUGCUAUCUCGGUGUUUCCAGCAGAAGCAUGUGAGACAAUAGGAGGAGAGGCAUGUUGGGCAAAUAUGUUUCCAGAAGUGAGGAUUCAGCCUUCACUUAACAAUCAAAAACCCGCCGUUGCUUUGGAGGAGAUUGAUAGAGAAUAUCUUGAUUAUGCCGAUUCAAGGACUGUUUUCCCAGGAGAAGCUUGCGAUGAUCUUGGUGGAGAAUUCUGCGAACCCGAGUUUCUAAAUAGCGUUUUCUAGUGUAUUUCUAUGUACUUUUAAUUGUAUUUAUACACAAAAAAGGGCUCUCUCUUUAGCCCAUAUCAUAGCUUCUGUAACUGUAGCCCACUUUUCGCCAUUCUCAACGCUUAAAUAUUUUUACCUUUUUCUUUCCCUCUCUUCUCUUUUGAAUUAUAUUUGAAAACGGAUCCUUUCGCAA
This is a messenger RNA of Benincasa hispida (wax gourd), 658 nucleotides long. Its product is annotated as light-regulated protein, chloroplastic-like. Lineage: Eukaryota; Viridiplantae; Streptophyta; Magnoliopsida; Cucurbitales; Cucurbitaceae. Gene Ontology annotation, cellular component: chloroplast. The record is from RefSeq and is a predicted model, not a curated record.